CUCUUGGCCGUGCUAUCAAGCGGUUGGCUUUGUGUACGUUUAUUAUUUCGACAGAAUAUAUUUCAACAUUUGAAGCCCAUUUGACUAGACAUAUUGAUAGUUAUUGACAACAAUGGAGACCGUGUAAUAAGCACAAUAUUUCAAAAUGGAAUAGUUUUUCGUUGAAAAGAAAAGUUUUAUCAAACACCCGAUGCACAGUUGGAAAAUUGAGUGUUGAAUAGUAUCUAUAGUGAGUGGUUUUUUUUUGUUCUGUAUAAAUUUAAAAUCGAGGAAUUGAAAGUGUAAAUCAGGGAAAUGAAAAUAAAAGAAAAGCGCAAACAUCAUGGAAUAGAAAGGACUACAUUUUAAAAAAUUAGAAUAAAAAAGAGUAAUGAAUAUUUCAGUAUAGAUUCCGUUGUUGAAUGUUUAGUGAAACGGUAAAAAUGUGUGAUAAUGUGCAACGUUUAAAAUGCGCGUUUGCCAUCCAUGUGCAACAGUGAACAGCACUGAACUGAACUUGUACAACUGCAUUUUUGUAUUAUCUGCAAAACUGAUACCGACCAGAUAGAUUCGUUAGAUGCACCGCUGUUACUGCAACUACUGCCGAUGCUGGAUGCUGUGUAGUACCGCAACUCUUUCACUCGUGUAUUUGUGCAUUGAAGAAUAAGUGAAUGGGUGCAUCGUAACGUGAACACAACAAUUCGAUUCUCUCUACAAGUGCGAAUUUUAUAUGUGUGACGAGGCUAGAAAAGAGCAAACAUUCACAAACCAUUCAUUUUAUUGACAGAUCUUUAGGCGAAACUAGUGCAAAUCGUUUAACUGUGAAAAAUAUAUAUAAAAAAAACGCGCGUGUGUGUGCGAGCGUGUGACAUUCGAAAUCUUUAAGAUAUAAUAGAAUUGUAGCACUUAAAUUUGUUAAAAUUGCGAACCAUAAAGUGAAAAACGGAACGGUUUUUUGUGAUUUGACAUACGAACUCACGAAAAUCGACGGACAGGUAUAUGCACCAAGUGGUCUUAAGCCGCCAAUGCAACGUUGCCCAUACAUUCAUGAGAUGCGAGAACGUUUUAUCAACGAUACGCCGAGUCAAGUGUACAUUAUGAACCGAUUGGAACGUGAACGGGAUCGUGCUGAGCGCGAAAAUUUGCUCGGCAAUCCAAAACAAUCAUCUGCCAUAAGCGAUGCGAGUAGUAAUCAGGUCGGGACGGUGGUCAAGAUCCAUAAUGAUGGUUACCAUACGAGUCCAGCGCAUAUGAAUCUACGCACGCCGCUAGUACCUCGUGAUUUGGGGGAGGAUUUUAGUAUAGGAUAUGAUGACGAACAGCCAACAAUUCCAUUAGAUCCAAAACUACCGAAGAAUGCAAAAUUUAGCACAUGUGAAAACGGAUUGUUUGUACAACCAUACAAAAGAACUUCAUUAUUCAUUAUCACCAGUUUAGUGUAUGCCAUGCUACUUAUUGUAGUAUGCGUUGCAUAUGUUAUUAGUGAUGUAAGCACACAUCGAUUGCCGAUCGUUUACUAUGAAGGAUAUUUUACAUAUUUGUAUGGGGCUAGUAUUUUGUUCCUGCUAUAUGUCUUUUGCUUUUUAUUGCAAGAAAGCAGUUGCUGCAACGGAGGUUCAACGCCAAAACCACCAAAGCCGGUUAAGGAAAAGAAGGAGAAACCGAAAAAGGAAAAGAAACCAAAGAAAGAAAAAGGCGCACCAGCUGAAGGAACCGCCGCCGAAGCUAAGGAUAAAGAUCCGAAAUCAAGUGGAAAAGAAAAGGAUAAAGAAGCUGCCAAAGCUAAACCCGCUCCACUUCAGGAAGGAGUGCCACGAAAGCAACGUGAUAUUGUGCGACAGAGGUCGCAAUCAUUACAUUCCAUUCAGGAAGCACCAGUCGAAUCUGUUGAAGUUGUGGCCACUCCCAAAAAUGUUCGUAAACGUAAAACCACUCAUGCCGAUCCAAGCUAUGGAAGUUUCUUUUUGCGUGUCGGAGCUAUUGCAUUUGGUUUGGGUACUAUGAUUUAUGUUGGAUUGGAACUUGGAUCAUUCUUUGAAAUCCCAUUUGAUUCACCAUGUCAUCAAAUUUUGCGCGGUGUAAAUCCAUUGUUACAAAUGAUUUUCACAUUUAUGCAAAUGUACUUUAUCUUCAUGAAUGCACGAUUGAAUAUUCAUCGUUUCAAAGUUUUGGCACGUUUCGGUUUGAUGCACAUUUGUGCAACCAAUAUUUGCGUUUGGAUUCGCACUUUGGUAUUGGAAUCAUUGAAAGAAAUCACCGUUUACUAUCAAGGACGUCAAGCCAUUUCAGAUGAAGGUGUUUUACUCGACUCGAUUCGUACGCAUACACUAAAACAUGCUGGCACCGUUUUGGGAACACACUCAGGUCCAAAUUUGGAACCAGCAUGGGAACCGAUUGAUUUGCGUGUUCGCGACGAUUCGAAUGAGAAUCUUUUGACAAAGGCAUUGAACGCAACUGGUCGUGCUGCUUCAAAGGCGGUAUCACGCUCUGCAUCAUAUUUGGCUGCUGAUGUAUCAACCACUCAGGAAACCCCACUUACAUCAAGCGAAAAUCUUGAAUCGACCACUUUGUUUAAUAAAGUGAAAAAAAUCCUCAGCACAGCUGCUUCGUCGACAAUCAGCUCGACUAUUGCAAGUACAACAUCAACCACAUCGUCAACAUCAACAACAACAACAACAACGACAACCACAACAACAACUCCGGCUCCAAGUUCAACACUUUCACAACUAACCGAAUCGUCAUCACUUGCAUCAUCUACUGUUCAAGCGAUUGUAACUGAUGCGGUCACAUCAACAGCAAAUGCUCCAGCAUCUGUAUUCAAUAAUCCAUUGGGCGCAAUGGAAAAUGCAUUCCAAACAUUGUCAGGAUUGUCACAUAAUGAAACUGAAGUAGAGAGUUUGGAUUCGUUAAUUCCACAAGCAUUGAUUGGUGCAUCGGCUUCAUCAGGCACAAACUUAAGUUGCGGUCGUGUCAAUAUCAUGGGAACUAUUGUUCAGGAUUCAGCUCCAUACUUGUAUCCAUUCAUUGUUGAAUACUCAUUGAUUGGUGCUGUCGUUAUUUAUGUGAUGUGGAAACAUAUUGGCCGGUAUGCAAAAGGCAAUGAAGAAGAUUUGGAACAUCGUUUGGAAGUGAUGUUGUCACGUCGUGCUGUUGCAAUGGCUCAACGAUCCCGCUCCGGUCGAGUUGAUUGUGUUGGAGCAUCAAAAGGACUCUUCUUCGGAUUAUUGGCACUUGUCGCUUCACUUAUUUGCUUGAUUCUUUUCUUCGUUUUGGUCGUGAAACCGCCAUUUAAUCGCUUGGCUAUUUUCCUUGCUGAUUGUUCGCACGGCGGUAUUUUGGCACUUUCAAUUUUGGCUAUUCUCAUUGGUUUCUGUCGUGUUUCGAAGUUGAAGUUCCGCUGUGAAGAAACUGGCAAUCUCAAUGAUAUUCUCUUACGUAUUUCGGCAUUUGGAGUGUUCAUCUAUUCGGCAUUCAGCAUUAUUGCUGGCGCAUUGAAAAUAAUGGAGAGUGAAGCAAAUCUUUUGGUCACUGUUACCAGCUCAGUUGUUGUUCUUCAAGUCGUACUGCAAUUGCUUUUCAUUGCUGACGUCUCAAGACGUCGUGUACAUUUACCCGAACAUGAUCGCACCAAACCUGGCCGACAAGUUGUCACUUUCCUCCUUAUCGCCAACGUCGCAAUGUUCGCCAUUUAUACAUUCGAAGCACAAAAAGUUGUCAACAAUCCGGUAAGUAGUUCCAUUCAAACUGAAAUUAAUAUUCAGUUUCCAUCGAUUGAAUUCACUUAUAAAUUGGUAAAUUUUCAGGUUCAACUUGAUUUCUAUGGAUACAUUGGAUGGGCAUUGAUUCAGCGAGUCACAUUGCCAUUGUGCAUAUUCCAUCGAUUCCACAGCGCUGUUACACUAGCCGAAAUAUGGAAGACAACCUACAAAGCACGCUUAGAGUAAAUUCAACACUGCCAUCAUCUCUGUCUCUACUAACCGAAUUUAAAAGAACCAUUCAACAAAAUGUUUGAAAUGCUUAAAGCACAUACACACAUACACCAAACAAAGCAUUUGUGGGAUAUUAGAAAGAUCAACAAUUUUCUCUAGAUAUGCUUCGAACGAUAAGUUGCAUAAAUUUAGGCAUUUAUUUAAAAGAAAUGUAUG
Messenger RNA from Contarinia nasturtii (swede midge), 4124 nucleotides. It is a transcript of the gene OtopLa, whose product is annotated as proton channel OtopLc. The record is from RefSeq and is a predicted model, not a curated record. NCBI's taxonomy places the organism in Eukaryota, Metazoa, Arthropoda, Insecta, Diptera, Cecidomyiidae. Gene Ontology annotation, molecular function: proton channel activity. The coding region runs from base 1005 to 3923 and encodes 972 amino acids. Gene Ontology annotation, biological process: proton transmembrane transport. Gene Ontology annotation, cellular component: membrane. The transcript is spliced from 12 exons.